AUGGAAAGACCGUUUCCAGAGCCCGAGUUAAGUCACCCAAAGAAACCGAGAGCGUCUAGGCCAAAAGUGAAGUCGGGAUGUCACACUUGCAAGUCACGACGCGUGAAAUGCGAUGAGACGAAACCGAAUUGCUUACGAUGCGCCAACUUUGGUCGAAAAUGCGCUGGAUAUACCUCCAAAGAAGACACUCCACCAAAAGACACCAUUCCUACCACGAAACGGAGACUUCUGUCCAAGGUUGUACCUGCAGAACCUAUACCGGAGCUUCCUCCGCCGCUUGAUGCUCGGUUUACUCUCCUCUCUUCCAGUACACCGGCUACACAGUUCAAUCCUGCUAUUCCUCCGGGGAUCACUUUCCAAGACGAAGCAGAACUUCAAUAUCUCUGCCACUUUCGGGACGUCACCGCCAUCGAACUAGCUGGUGGAUUCUCUCCCACACUGUGGAAUACAGUCAUCUUACAGGCAUGUGACAAUGCUGAGAUCCGGCAGUUAACAAUCGCGACAGCAGCUAUGAGCAUGGCUGUCUCUCUUCUGCCAGGAAGCCACUGGAACACUGCUUCCGAUUUCCACCGUCAAUACGCGUUGCUACAAUACGGAGAAGCUCUCAAGGCUAUCCAUCGACAGAUUAUACUCUCCUGUUCAGACUCAGUGAGAACGGCAAUGAUCAGCGCGUUGCUGAUCUUCUGUUUUGAGAGCCUUCAGGCAGACGUUACUCCAACCAUGACGCAUAUACAAAUUGCUCUAGAAAUCAUUGUUAAAAAGCUAUCGAGCGAACCUCAUGCAUACCAGAUUCCUUCUGCGAGAUCUCUUAGCUCUCAGCCAAUCACCACACCGGUCAACGACGAGCUGCUCCUGGCCUUCAUGCGUAUAGAUCGUCCAUCUCUCUCUCUUCUAUGUCGACAGAAAGGACAGUCACCUCGCCCAGCAGGUCGAAUCUUCAACCUCAUCUUCCCAGCAGAACCCUUCGAAAUUCCCAUGAUCUUCUCAGCUAUCGAGGAAGCAAGAACAUACCUGGAUGAUAUACGGUGGCGGAUGUUUCCUUGCUCCCAAGCACCAGAAUCUAUGUCAAAGCUAUGGCAGAACGACAAACAAGAAGAUCUAAGUCCUGACAUCGGGGCCGUUCCGUGGCAGGUCCAGCAAUGGUAUCAAUCAUAUGAAACCCCACAGGACUCUGCUAUCAUCAGUCAGCGGCUGGCACUCUGGCACGAUGCAUUCUCGCCACUAUUGAACUACGCGAUGACUCCCGCUGGAGAAGCAAUGUUCAUCCCCGCCGCAAUACUACACAUCCAAGCCUUGGCUGCAGAACUCGUCCUCACUGGCUUCUUCCCGCCUUCCUUCUCCGAUGUCUCCAAACAACGAUCCUCCUCCUUCUCGAAUUUCCACUCCUCACCCUUCAGCGAUCUCGAACCAGUGACGCGAACAGUUUCCGGCGGAUCUCUCAGUGUUCCACCAAAUGUGCCUUCGCACCGCCGCAGCUCGUCUCACUCCCCACCCCACCCAACACAGGAAAACACCGCCUUGUUCCCCACCGUCCACGCAAUCCUCAACUUCUCACGACGUCUUGUGGCACACCCUAAGUUCUCGAAGGGAUUUGUGUUCGAUAUUGGGAUCAUUUCGUCUCUUUCACUAGUGGUGAUGUUGUGUCCGGAUCGAGGGUUGAGGAGGGAGGCUGUCGAAGUAUUCAAGGCGAUGAGGCCGAGGAGAGAGGGGGUGUGGGAUAGCCGUGUCUGUGCGGAGGCUGGGGACAAGUCAAUUGUGAAGGAGGAAAUGGGGAUGGAAUUUAUUGAUCCAUCGCUGCGUUAAGUGUUGGGGAGUCUGAGAGUGUCUUAGCAGCGCUAACAGACAAGGAAACAGAGAGGACCGAGUAUACGGGUAGUGAGAAUUGCAAGGUGUAAAAUUUGGUCGAAGAUACCACGACGUCAGGGAAAGCGUUUGUAUGCUUGCAUGAACGUAAAAAUACUAUAUUUCAACAAAUGGGAUUGACUUCCCCUACAAGGAGAUUUGGAUAUGAUCUCGCGCAGAG
Messenger RNA from Hyaloscypha bicolor E, 2023 nucleotides. RefSeq lists its product as uncharacterized. Bases 1 to 1803 code for a protein of 600 amino acids. The record is from RefSeq and is a predicted model, not a curated record. The transcript has 2 exons. Lineage: Eukaryota; Fungi; Ascomycota; Leotiomycetes; Helotiales; Hyaloscyphaceae. Gene Ontology annotation, biological process: regulation of DNA-templated transcription. Gene Ontology annotation, molecular function: zinc ion binding; DNA-binding transcription factor activity, RNA polymerase II-specific.